AUGAGUAUUAAUUGUACUCGUUGUGAGUUAUGUGGAUCUGCCGCAUCCAUCUAUGCUCCUGGCUCAUUCAUUCAUUUUACAUUAUUAUUACGAGUUAUAGUAGAACCUGUAUGUAUAUUGGGAAUAAGCUUAUUAAGUAUUGCCAUUGUAUAUACAAAGUUACUUCAUGUCAAUGCUCGCUUAUUGCUACUGGGAAUAACUAUAUCAAUGAUUAUAUGUAAUAUAGGUGUCUUAAUUGAAGCUCUUUAUACUAUUGUUGUUUCUUUCGUCAUUCCUGAAGACGCACGAUGUGAUUUUCAAGUUUUCACUCCAACAGCCUGCUAUCGAUUACGAGCUGUUUAUGUAAUUGGAGGAAUGGGUUUAGCUGUUUCAACUAUACUGUUGGCCAUUGAAAGAGCAGUCGCAACUAUAUUAUUCAAAUCAUAUGAAAAGAUAGCUCACGCAUGGUUUGGUGUUGUUCUUAUCUGUAUCCAGGCUGCUAGUGGUAUCUUAAUAUAUUUUUCAUUAGAAAUGCCACGAACUUUGCCAUAUUGUUCUUUUGAAUUGAAUAACGGUCCUGAUACGAUGAUGACAGGCCAUUUCUUGGAAGGAAUUAACAUAGCUGCUCUCUUCGUGUUUGGUAUCUUGUGGCUCAUAAACAGAUGCCGGACGAAAACUCUGGUUGAUUCCCAGCUUAGAGUUCUUUCAACGAGAUAUCAAUUAAAGGAGAAUAUAAGCACCACAAGGCUGAUGAUCCCUAUAAUGAUUAUUUUCCUCAUAAUGACAACCUCCGCCGAAAUUGUUUAUAAGCUGUCUUUGCCUAUGAUCACGAUGGAAACCGUCAUCACGUCAAAUGUUUUGAGACAGAUUGAAGACUACGCACCUUACUCGGAAUUUCAGAUAACUCUCAUGCCAAUCUUGACAAUUAUGAUGAUUGUUCUAUUGCCAAUGUUUUCUGUCCAUAUUAAGAGAUCUUUCUUCCGUCUCACACGAAUAGAUCGCUUCCUGCCGGAAACAAGUCAUCACAACGUGGACAUCGUUACUGUCGAUGAAGCUCGUGACUUAUAUUUUGAAAAAUUACAAGGGCAGUGGCAUGAGAAGCCAACCAUCCCCCGAAGCAAUUCAUAA
Molecule: messenger RNA, 1107 nt
Organism: Auanema sp. JU1783
Lineage: Eukaryota; Metazoa; Nematoda; Chromadorea; Rhabditida; Rhabditidae
Source: the annotation of a GenBank genome assembly